UCGAAAUCUCACUUACACCCAAGUUCCCAACUCUUCUUCUCAUAUCCCGCCACUCUCUUUCUUUUUCUGCCCUAAAACCCUCCAUAAACCUUUCUCCCUCUCUCUGUCUUCCCCAGUUUCGGCCGCACACUACACUUUUAACCAUGGAAGUUGUUGUUAGUAGUACUGGUGCUGUUAUCGAUCCCAUGGAUUUCAAAGUAAGUGAAGUAUUGAAAGAGGUUCAGCUCGAUUACGAGUCCCCUAUUAUAACCAAAUUCAUAGAUGAAACUAUUUCAUCCAUCAAAAAAGUUAUCAACAAAAUACCUCAAGAUUUAAAGGUUGGUUCAGAUUUAGCAUCAGGAUUUAUCAGAGAUGUUAAUGCUGAUAAAUUCGAGUUUAGUUUCAAGAAACCGGCAUCGAUUGAAAUUGGUGGGAGUUAUUCAAUACAAGCUUUAACUAAGCCGUCUACUAGUAUUGAUCUUUUUAUUAGUUUACCUAAGGAAUGUUUUCAUGAGAAGGAUUACUUGAAUCAUAGAUAUCAUGCAAAGAGAUGCCUUUAUUUAUGUAUAAUCAAGAAAUAUUUAAAUGCUUCUUCAAAGAUUAAAAAGAUAGAAUGGUCGACCUUUCAAAAUGAAGCCCGGAAACCUGUUUUGGUUGUGUAUCCAGUUCAGGAACUCGACGAAAUUAUUCCAGGUUUUUUUAUUAGGUUGAUUCCGACAGCUACAUCUUUGUUCAGUGUUCCGAAACUAAACUUGGCACGAAGUAAUGUACGUGCGCUUAAUAAAGAAGGAAUGGCUCUGCAAGCUACACCAAGGUACUGUAGUAGCAUUCUUGAAGAUAUGUUUUUGGAGGAGAACGCGGAAUUUGUCCGAAAAACUUUUUUGGGAUGGAAGGAAUUGAGAGAGGCACUAAUUUUGAUAAAAGUGUGGGCUAGGCAGAGAACUUCUAUUUAUUCUCAUGAUUGCCUAAAUGGAUUCUUAAUCUCUGUCAUACUUUCAUACCUUGCCACGGCAUCAGGAGGAAAUCGUGUCAAGAAGUCAAUGAAGACAGUGCAGAUUUUUCGUGUCACAUUGGAUUUUAUUGCCAAUUCAAAGUUAUGGGACAAGGGUCUUUUGCUGCAGCCCCAUAAUCAAAGUAACCUGUCAAAGGAGGAGAGAAAGCAAUAUCAGCAAUUGUUUCCCGUAGUUCUAUGUGAUUCAUCAUCUCAACUUAACCUGGCAUUCCGGAUCACAAAGCAUGGCUUCUCAGAGCUCCGAGAUGAGGCUGCACAGACACUUAGUUGUAUAGACAAAUAUAGAGAUGGUGGAUUUGAAGAGGUUUUCAUGACUAAGGUUGACUUCGCUGCCAAAUAUGAUUACUGCAUAAGAAUAAAAGCGGACGAGAGUAAGGAGGUGUAUGCCUCUGGAUUUUGUUUAGAUGAAGAGUGCUGGAGAACAUACGAGGAGAAGGUGCACUCUCUUCUGGAACAAGCACUUGGUGACAGAGCAAAAUCUAUUCGCGUUACUUGGAGAAGCUGUCCCUCACAGUGGAAAAUUGAAGAGGGCUUCUCUGAGUUUAGUACUAGUCCUUUGGUUGUGGGAAUUUUAACUAGCGCUCCUGAGAAGAGCUUUAGAGGGGUUGAUGUUGGCCCAAAUGCUGAGAACAAAGAAGAGGCUCUCAAGUAUAGAAAGUUUUGGGGAGAGAAGGCCGAGCUUCGUAGAUUCAAAGAUGGCAUUAUUGCAGAAAGCACAGUAUGGGAAUGUCAGCAUUGGGAAAGGCACCUCAUUAUCAAAAGAAUUUGUGAUUACAUUCUUUCUCGACAUCUUGCCUUACCCGAAGAAAAGAUAACAUGCGUCGCUGAACAACUUGACUUUUGCCUUCUUCAUGGUGGUAAAGAUUCAGUCUCAUUUCAUGGAAGCCUUCUUGCGGCUUUUGAGGUUUUAUCAAAGCGUUUGCGCAGUAUAAAGGAUAUUCCUUUGAGUGUAUCCAGUGUGCAGCCUUUAGACCCAGCCUUUCGUUCCACAUCUGUUUUUCUUCCUGCACCUCAUCCUCUUGCUAACGAAAAGGUCAAAGGCCGAACUUCCCAGCUCCCCUCCACUUGUAUACAACCAGUGGAAGUUAUGAUCCAGUUGGAGGGUUCAGGGAACUGGCCAAUGGAUGAUGUUGCCAUUGAGAAGACUAAACAUGCAUUUCUUCUACAGAUUGGAGACAGUCUCCAAAAAAGUUGGGGUUCUCGUUGUAUUGCUUCUGAGGAUGAGGUGGAUGUCCUGAUGUCUGGAUACGCAUUUCGUCUAAGAAUCCUGCACGAAAGAGGCCUGAGCUUGGUGAGAAAGAAAGUGGGCAAUGAACGGAUGAAGCGGAUCACUUCUGGAGAUAAGGAACUCUUUAUCCGUGGGCAGCAUUCUAGCAUGAUCAAUGGUUUGCUUGGUCGUUACCCUGUAUACGGGCCUGUUGUCCGCCUUGCAAAAAGGUGGAUUUCUGCUCAUCUCUUUUCCUCAUUUGUGGAAGAGGAGGCAGUAGAAUUGUUGGUUGCAUACCUCUUUUUGCGACAUCUACCAUUCUAUGCUCCUUCCUCCCGGAUAACUGGAUUUUUGAGGUUCUUACGGUUGCUGUCAAACUAUGAUUGGACCUUUUCUCCUUUAAUCGUAGACAUAAAUGGUGAUAUGACUUCAAAAGAUGAAAAAGAGAUAUAUGAGAACUUUAUGACUAGCAGAAAAGCUUACGAAGAAAGUCCGCAGAAUUUGGAUAGAUCAAUGUUUUUGGCCACGUCAUAUGACAAGUCAUCCGAAGCUUGGACGAAAUAUUCACCAAACUCAUCUGAGCUUAAAAGGAUGGUUGCUUAUGCAAAAACGGGUGCGGAGUUAUUGACAGACCUUAUUGUUCACGAUCAAACUGAUGCUCAAAAAACAUGGAAGAGUUUGUUCCGGACGCCUUUGAACUUGUACGAUGCUGUAAUUCUCUUGCAUAGGCAUAAACUAGCUUUUCCUCAACGCUUGCUUUCCCGCCCUGAAACGGUCCCCGGUGAAAUGAUAAAAGCAAAGCAUGUGGCUGAAGGAAAAGCUAGCAAGUACUUUGAUCCUUUUAUGUUGCGUGGCGACUUGGAAGAAAUGAAAAAGAAUCUAAUGGUGAACUUUGAUCCAGUCCGUUGCCUUGUCAACGAUCUAAAGGAAGAAUUCUCCGAAACGUUUAAGUUGUGGUAUGAUUCAGUAGGGGGCGACGCUAUUGGUUUGACAUGGGAUAAGCUUGAUUCCAAGAAGAGAGCAAGAGAAGAAAUGGAUGAAGACGAGAACGACAAAAGACAGGAUCCAAUAGAUGUGCUGAGAAAUGUGGGUGAAGUUGGUAGAGGAUUUGUAAGGAGUGUUUAUUUAUUCAAAUCUCCUAGACUCCAGAACUGAAACUACACACAUUUAUACAUGUUGUGAUAUUGUAUUUUUUACAAUUUAUUUAAUCAAAUGAUUUUUGUUGUUUUGGUUUUAUGCUC
Molecule: messenger RNA, 3439 nt
Organism: Papaver somniferum (opium poppy)
Lineage: Eukaryota; Viridiplantae; Streptophyta; Magnoliopsida; Ranunculales; Papaveraceae
Product: nucleolar protein 6-like
Exons: 26
Coding region: 144-3353 (1069 amino acids)
Biological process (GO): rRNA processing; tRNA export from nucleus
Cellular component (GO): UTP-C complex; small-subunit processome; CURI complex
Source: RefSeq, a predicted model, not a curated record